GUCAGCUGCUUGCUUCAACAGCGGUGCAACGUUGUGCUUGCUUAGUAAACUUUAGUUUGAAAUUUUAAUUUGUUUGUGUGUGCUGCUAACCGUGUGUUGUGUGAUUUUAACUAACUGUAAUGUGCUGUUUCUAGUCCCCAAAACCAAACCCAGUUGUGUACCUUGUUCAGAGAUUUCAACAACAUAAUCCAUAGAUAACCGACUACUACCGGUCAACGCAGCAUCACCAUCAGUAGCCAGAAGACCAUGCGCUAGACUCUUUCGCAAGAAAAAAGAAACCCAUUCGACAAUCGCUUCGCUUUCGCCUACCCGCUUGUGCAUCAAAAGCAACAACCACACGACUUCCUACGGAGUAUCGUCUAUUUUUUAUACGGUGAACGCAAGUGCAUAGCUACCUUACCUAGACAUGGACAAUAAUUCUACCUGAUCUGAAGCCUAUCGAACGUUUUCUCGCGCGUUUCGUCCGCCCAGUCGCGACCACAGCCACCUACAUUCUCGACGUUUUCAAGAGUCGACGCUCCUGAUCGACGAUGGCCAUGGUCAAUAUGAACAACCUGUUGAACGGCAAGGAUUCCAGAUGGCUGCAGCUGGAGGUGUGCAGAGAGUUCCAGAGGAACAAGUGCUCCAGACCGGACACUGAGUGCAAGUUCGCCCAUCCCCCGGCCAACGUCGAGGUGCAAAACGGUCGUGUCACGGCGUGCUACGAUAGUAUUAAGGUUAGUGGGUGGAAUUGUUUUAGAUUUUGUACCUUUAUGGACCACUUUGCAUUUUUAAUUUUUCGAUUUUUUCAUUGAACAUUAUUGGAGGCUUAACUAGAGCUAGCUUAACACAAGCAGAACCAUACUUCGUAAAUAAAAGUUCAAUCACGAAACCGAUUCGGUAUUAUGACGCUUCUGAACUGCCAUCAUAGAGAUACUUUGUUCCACGAAUGUUUUGCCUAAUCUGAUGAAACUUUUUUUCCUACACGAAAUCAGGGGAUGUUAUGAAAAAAGUGUUUUCACUUAUAAUUACUCUAGUGCUUUAUUUUUUCAACAGUUAAAGCACAAGAGCUGUUUCUUUUUCAUCCGGAUAAUUUUCUCUCGCUAACGAAAAAAAUUUGCCAAUCAGUUAUUUUGCGAAAAAAACUGACAUGAAGUAAUUGCGAGACCGUAGGUCGAACAAUUUUGUCGAAUGUCAGUUUUUCGAGAUGAAUUAUUGAUGAUUUCGUGUUUCUUGUAGUUUGCGGAAUUGAUUUUUCAUAUUUUUUGUGAUUUCUUCAAACAAAAUGUCACUAAAACUUGUAUCAAUUUAAUGAAUGCAUUAAUAAUUUUUUUUAUUUAUCAUAAUGCUUCCUUCAUUGACAAAUAAUAAUUUGCAUUGAAAGUUGUCAUGUACAUAAUAAAAUACGAUAAAAACAAACAAACAUAGUUGACAUCAACACUCAUUCUAUUCGCUAAGAUAUUCAGAUAUCGAAUAAUGACAUCCCUCCAGAAGAAACUGUUUCAAUGAUUUUUUGAAAGAUAUAGUAUUAUUACAGCUUUUGGUGCGAUCUGGAAGAUUAAUAAAUAGCCGAUUGAUAACUCAACGUUAAUCUGACUGAUUGAGUAUGUAUAUCAUUUUCAAUCAUCGUAUCAUAAUUCAUUAGGUAUAUUUUCAUCACGGGUGUAGGUAUUUCUAUUCUGAUGAAUGUAUACACAUGCUUCGAAAAUAUAUAAUGCUGUUAGCGUCAAUAUACCUAAUUUUGGAAAUAAUCAUACAUUAUUGUUAAUGGAUUUUUCAAUGUCUCCACUCGAAGACUCUUCAAAUCGCGACAUUUCCACAGAUGAGAUAUACUUUUCUGACAACAACAAAAAUUGAGACUGAUUGAAAUAAACGCCAUCAGAUUCGUUCACAAUUUUGGUUGUCGUGGUUUCAUUUGUAAGUUUUUGUUCUAUCGCUGUAAAACUUAUAGGGCAAAGUUUUUUUCGCUUUCAUCAUGACAAAAUCACAGUGCCUCAUGAGAUUUUAUACACAUGAAUGAAAUUAUCUGCCCAAUUUUCAGUUGUAAAUGUGAAUUAGGUUAAUAAAACUGUUUUCUACAAACCUAAGCAACUGCAAUUAGGAGAUGCGAAGGAAACUAAAAGUUUCAUUUUCCUUAUUUACAGUUGCAAUUGUAAAUUAGCACUAAUUUACAGAUUCGUGAAAUGAAAGUUUUUUCUAGAUGGCAGUUCAGACGCGUGGUAUUUUGAAGUUAUAAUUCAAGGUUUCAAUCCUAGCCUAUUGCCAAAUUUUUCAAUGAUGCUUUUUUUGAAUCAGAACCAUCACUAGAACCAAGAAAAGAGAUGGAGAAUAUAAUUUCUACGCAUUUCUAUCGAUUUCGAAUUCCUCCCACCGAGAUAUCGAGUUAUUUUCUCGGUUAUUCUGCUUAUCAGUCCGGAGGUCAAGUAUUUGAGCAUAAUAUUUUUUCAGCCAAAAAUUCCACUUUUUGAAAAUUGAAAAAAAUCCGAAAAACUGUUUCAAGUUGUACGUAGUGGGCAGGUUUUUUUCGUAAAUGUAUGCUACUGAGCAACAUUUCAUUGAAGGCCAAAAUGACAGGGCCAAACUCGAGGCCAAACUGCUGGUUGAAUUAUGUAAAGUUUAAUCGAACUGAUGAUUCUUUCAUGAAAAUUUCGCCAACUUGUUUCAACAUCUUACUGAUGACUUCUAGUUCUAGAUGUUAUCCAAAUUUUAUGGUUUCCAGCUAUGUCCGAUUACUUCACUAGCCAAUCGUCUGUUCAUUGCGGUUCAUUGUUUUUCCAC
Messenger RNA from Phaedon cochleariae (mustard beetle), 2757 nucleotides. NCBI's taxonomy places the organism in Eukaryota, Metazoa, Arthropoda, Insecta, Coleoptera, Chrysomelidae. The record is from the annotation of a GenBank genome assembly.